ACACUAGUUGCUGGCGUAAUUCCGCGGAGAGGAGGUGGGCAUACGAGGCUACGCUCCGCUAGUUACGAACGCGAUUUCCAAACAAAAAAACUGACGUCGGAUUGAAAUUGUGUUAUAGUGGGUGUCGUGUGUGUGUGUGUGUGUGCGUUCCAAGAAAAAACUAUAGACGAACUGAUGAAAUGUUUGACAGCUUCGGAUCGCAGCGAUGACAGGAACGACGACUUGACUUGAUCGUUACGUAAUGGACAAAAUGAAGCAAUACGCCCAAUACAACCCCAACCUCCUCACCCUAAAAUGUGUCCUAUUUUUGUUCUUCGGGGCGUUGGGGGCCCUUCUGCCGUUCGUGCCUCUCCAAAUGACCGAUCUCGGACUAUCGAGAGACGAAGCCAUCAUCGUCUCGUCGGUGUCGCCGAUUAUAGCCCUUUUGGGACCUCUGGUGGCGGCUCCCCUGGCCGAUCGAUUGGCCGGAGGUUUUGGAGGUUCACCGAGGAGUAAAACUGGCCGCUACCUCACCGUCAUGAUUUCGACAUGUUGCCUCUUGUCGACGAUAUUUUACUGGCUUUUAAUUACCAUACCACCCAUCGUUCGGAGUCCUCCGAGCGUUUCGUUCAUGUGCCACGAGAAUGGAGGAUUUAUCCUGCAGGACCGUUGCGGCGCCGAAAGGACCUGCUACGAUUGGGUGCAAGGGUUUUUUGUGCAGCAACGCGGCGCGGUGAUGGUCAAAAAUUGUAUAUUCGACUGCAACGCCACGUCCUCUUACAGGGGACAAGUGUCCACUCCGCCGCCGAUAGAGGACACCAGUUCCGCAGGGGAGUACAACGAUUACGUCUACGAUAUUGUUAGUGGAGGACUGAACGAACCCGAAAUACCGGGCUCGGCCAACACGGGCGACAAUAUCUCCGGCAUGCUGCAGCCUUACCCCCACAUGUGCUACGCGAACGCCAGCGGCGGCACCGUGUGCGAAGUGUACACGGAAGAUUCCCUCCCGAUCAGGUUUACCCUGGGGCUCCGCCCCUCCGUCGAUCACUUAUUUAACGACUACGACGCGGAGAAUACCACCGAAUUGCGAGACAGCUUGGACAACAACACCGACGACACUUGCAAAUACCCAUUCGACGAUCAGUUCGGCUGCAGAAUACCUGCGAGCGUGGCCGACGAGUUAAAGAAGGGCAACGAAGACUGCCGUCCUAUGGUGGUGUGCGAGAUACACGACCCUUACAACAACACCGACUCGCUCCUGAGACGAUCGCAAUGCGGAUUCGACAAUAUCGGUUUCUGGCUGUACCUGACGUUCAAAUCGUUGGGCGAUCUGUUCGUGGCGGCUGCGGUCGCCCUUCUGGGCACCGCCGUCGUCAUAGCGACGAGAGAGACAUCUACCGGUCGAGGAGAUAUCGGCAAGCAGUUCGCCGUUGGUGCGCUGGGUUUGGGUAUAUUCGCGCCCAUAGUCGGGGGCGUUUUCGGCGGACGCUUCUUCGAAGCCAUCGUAUUCUUCACGGUUCUCCUGGUGCUGGCGGUGCUGAUACUGUUAGUCGACAGACGUAUGCCCCUGAGCCCACCCGAAUGGUGGUGGCACACCAGGUGCGGACUGCUCGCCCUGCCGAUGUCUUCCGUCAGGAAAUACGGCCCGGAAACGGCCGCAUUGGCGGUCGUUUUGCUGCUGCUAGGGGUAUUUUGGAACGCCAUUGACUCGUUUUUACCGUGGCACGUGGUAAAGCUCACGAGUGGUGCUAUCAACAGCGACAGCGAAGGACCACUAAUCGUCGGUCUCACGAUUUCCGUGGGUGCUCUUCCGGCUGUGAUAUUCUUGUUCUUCGCCGAGACUAUAGUCGAUUACUGCGGACAUUCCAAUGUACUGAUAUUCUGCUUCGUCAAUUAUAUAUGCCACCACUUGGCUCUGAUGAGUAUCGAUGAGAAUGCGAGACUACUGUUCCUCUGCGAAGCGUUGGAGGUAUUCACUUUGCACAUGAUGUACGUCACGGCGGUUCUCUACUUGCGCCACCUGGUGCCCAGGAAACUAACCGCUUGCGGGCAAGCCCUGCCGGUGAUCGCACACUUCUGUUUCGGUCGUUGCAUCGGCGCUCUGUUGGGGGCUAUAGCUUACUCGGAAGACGCUUCUAAUUUCAUCUGCGCCCAUCAGUGGUUCGCGGUGGCGGCGACAGUAGUGGCCUUCGCAUAUUUCGUGGUUUACCACUUUUAUUUGAAAACAAAAUGCGGAGCUCCGGUCCAUCUUCCUCCAGAUCCGGCCCCAGCCAUUAUUCAAAGCAUGAACGGCAACGGAUCUUACACCCCACUGCGAGUGUAUCACAACAGCAAGUCGAAAAAAGGACACUUUAGAUAUUAAGUAUAGUUCUAAAGCCACCACAUCACCACGAAAUCAGAUUUUUGUAAAUAUUUUUAUAUAUUGCAAGUGUGCAGCUUUAUCGGUAAUAUUGCGUUAAGGCUUGUUUAUUUUUCGAAAGUAACAGUUUUGUCUUGUUGUAUAUUUUUAUAACCGAAUGUUUUGUUUAAAUGCUCAUAUUUAAAUAACUAGGUACUUAGGUUACAAAAUUACAAACACUUAGGAAACACUGCCUCUUUAAUUUUUUAAUAUUUUGAUAUGACGCA
Cylas formicarius (sweet potato weevil) is the source of this 2604-nucleotide messenger RNA. RefSeq lists its product as uncharacterized. The record is from RefSeq and is a predicted model, not a curated record. NCBI's taxonomy places the organism in Eukaryota, Metazoa, Arthropoda, Insecta, Coleoptera, Brentidae. The coding region runs from base 242 to 2341 and encodes 699 amino acids. The transcript has 11 exons. Gene Ontology annotation, cellular component: membrane.